UAAACGAGGGACCACUGUAUACGAACAGCUUGGAGCCGACGCCGCAGUGACCAGGACAACUCUGAUAAAGCUUCAAUAAGCUGCAUUAAGUGCUGUCAACAGCUUGUAAGCAGUCCGAGGAUGACGAUGACGUCUUUGGACUUUGGAAAACCUCCUUUCUCGGACACAGAAGUGAGCACGCUGAACCUUCGAGGACUCGCACAGACAGAAGAUACGGAGGCUGUUUGUACGAGUUCGACGCCGCAACGGCAACUUUUUACUCGACCUCGUCUGCUGGAGCAUGAACCGCUUUACAGAAAGACGGGAAGUCAACAGUAUAAAUGUUUUUAUUUGAAUGAGUAACAUACAAUCCUGAGAAGGAAUGCCACAGCAAAGUGGCUGGUUAGCAGUUCACUAACGCUGCAGGACGACGUCACCGUGCAUCUCCACCCAAAUAUUUCACAGACCCACAGAAAAAUAUUUCUUGUUGCCACUUUCAGACAUUUAUCUUCCAAAAACCUUUUUGCUGCUUACUUAAAUACCUUUUUUUAAAUGUGUGUGAGACACGUGCACGCCGUCUCACUGACGUAUAUUUUCACAGCACACACACUCCUAAUUUAUACUGACACACAGAUGGCCUCUGCUCUGACCACAAAUGUAGUGUAACCCCUUGCUCCCUGCGGUGAGGCCUGGGCUCAGACUGCCAGUAAAAGCGAGGGGAUGCUUCAUGGCUCAACAAUUCGCUUGGUAAAUGGAAAGGUUUUGGUGUGUGUGACCUCAAACACUCUCCUUUCUGUCUCUACUUCAUUUCGUCCCCCGGCUUGUUGACUUUCACUUCCAACUUGUUUCUUUCUUUCAGUCACCUCCGAUCUGUUAUUUAUUUCUCCGUCUGAGUUGUUCUGUCAGCAUAUUUUUAGUCGCCUCUAUCUGUAAAUCUCUCCUCUCGGUGGAGGUGUGAUUCACCUCCCUCCUGUUUUGAGAGGUCAGGAGCAAAGUGAGGACACGCGAGGAGGAAGACGGCGAACCUCAGCUCUCAAAUAUGAGCAGUAUGAAGAAAACUGUGCAUUUCUGUCGAGUGUGGUUCAGUGGGUUUAUUGGGUAACGGAUACGCUGAAAUUGAGUCCAAUUUUUGGUUUAGCCAAAAAGGUUUUAAUGGUAUUAGGGACAUUACUUCAUAGGGAAGUGGCUUCUUUCGUGAGCAGCGUGCAGAGAUUAAAGAUCAGUGUUUAGAAAAUUGAAUAAUUACCUCUGUGUGGAUCCAAAUGUGUCUACACGGGGCACUACUGCUGCUUAAUGUCAAGCGAGGAACACGACACACACACACAAUCGCUCACAGUCAUAGAGAAAAUAUUAGCUUUUAUUUGUGAAAUAUGGCUCUGAAAUUUCAUAUUGUGUCUCGCUAAAAAGUGAGAAAACCUCAAGAGGUGUGAGAGCCAAUAUCAAAUCCAGUCCUCCUCCCGCUCGGUCACCUCUAAGUUUAAGUCCAGCCAGGUGGAUUUGGGUGUGUAGCCUUCGUGUGUGUGUGUGUGUGUGUGUGCGCGCAGUCAUAAAAACUGAGAAAGAAAAAAGGACUUUUCAGAUUGGAGAGGACAGGCGGGGAUCAGGGGUGCAGAGGGAAAUGGUUCGGGUUAACUUUCCUCUAAAGGGUGUCAAAAAAGGAACUAAAUUGGGUGUCAGAAAGCGCUAAGGAGCUGAAAUAAGUCGGAGGGGUCCCCCGCUCAGCUCUCAUGUGGGUGGGUGCUCGCUUUAUAUUUUACAGACAAUGUCCCUUUAAAAAGCCCCAACGUCUGGAAAGCCCAUUAGAUGUGCAUAUAAAAUUUCCCCCGUGAUUAAUAGUUGAUGAGGAAGGGUUGGUUGGAGGGUACUACCAACAUGUGGCCGGCAGGGCUCCUCCUCUGCAAGCUCACGUUACACUCCAUAAACUUGCCACUCUUUCCCACCUAUGUUUUUUUUUUUAAAGGAGGAGGGCUCACUUGUCAAGAAUGCCUUAGAAGAAGUUGUGAAAACAGCCAGCCCGAGAAGGGGAGUCAUGCAGUUGCGGAUGCAGCACUCCCGCCGAGCCACAAGCACAGUCAGAUCAGUCAGGGGAGAAGAGUGUGUGUGUGUGUGUGAGACAAGAGGGGGGAAAGUGUGUGUGAGAGUGUCAGGACCAGAGGCUCCGAAGGACGUCACACACACACUGUGUGUGCAAGAGUCAACAGCCCUCUGACAGGCAGACAGACAGUGACAAAGACACAGAUUUACAGCCCGAAGGAAGGAAGGAAGUAGAGGAGGGGAUCAACUCUUCUGCAGAGAAAAGACACUAAUCAAGAUCGUGAAGUGUUUUUUUGCAUCACCAUGGAUCAGCCGGCCAGCAGCUGCAUGCGGAGCGCCCAUCCCAGCAGCCCCAUCUGGGGUUGCAUGAGGAACCCUCACUCAGGGGUCCCAGGAGCCAACCUCCAGUCGCCCUACCAGCAGGCCCCUUUCUCCCUCCACCAGAAGCCCGAGUUCUUGGCCUACACAGACUUCACCAGCUCCUGCCUGGUGCCGACCGCGCCGCACGCAGCCUACCCCCGCGACGAAAGACUGUACCAAGAGAGCCAGGGGGGCUACCAGAGAGCCGAGUGGCAGUUCAACCCCUGCGAGACACGGGCGAGAGCGCCCGAGGCCUGCCCACCCGUCGUCGCCCCUGUAGUAGGAGGCGGAGGUGGAGGGCCUGACCUGGACAGUGUAGGGGGAGACAGGCUGCCAGGGGCCGUGACCGGGUGCCUGGAGGGAGAAUACUCGCCGCAGAGCGUGGCAUCGGCCGACUCGGACAAGAAGAGCUCCAACAAGAGGAAGAGAGAUGUCACAGAUAUCCAGGACUCCAGUUUUAAGGUGGACUCCAGCUGCAAAGCCCGGAAAGAGCGCACGGCGUUCACCAAAGAGCAGCUGAGAGAGCUGGAAGCCGAGUUCACCCACCACAACUACCUGACCAGACUCCGCCGCUACGAGAUCGCCGUCAACCUGGACCUCACAGAGAGACAGGUGAAAGUUUGGUUUCAGAACAGGAGGAUGAAGUGGAAGCGAGUGAAGGGAGGACAGUCGUCUUCGCCCAACGACCUGGAAAACGACGACAUAGACUCGGCUGCCUCGCCCAGCUCCGAAUGAUCGCAGAAGUCGACAUUAUGAGAAAGAGAUGAAACUGACGUUAUGACAAAGAGAGACUGGGGUCAACUGGACACCGUCGCUCAUUUCUUUUCGGAGAAGCUGCACGAAUCAAAGAAGACUAACCCCUAACGCAGGAAGAAAUCACUGAUCAUCAUCUCCUUUGCUGUUGUAAAUAGUUGAUUUAUGUCCAUAAUGAACUGUGUCUUGAUAAAUACUCUGUUGAAGAGGCCACCUCUUGUGGCGUUGACUGUUUUAAAUAUUAGAGAUGAUACUUAUGGUCAUUGUAGAUCAGUGACAGUGAGUCCAGACAGCAGCUUUAAGGCCCGUGAUGACAUAUCAGGCCCGUGAUGUGAUUGUGUUUGAGUGCGUCUCAUUUGGUUCCAAUAUUGUAAUCAUGGCCUUUGACGCUUGACUACAACCACCUGGGAAAACUCAGACUGCACAAGUGUUGCCAAGCCAUAAGUGCCUCCGAAUAAUUUUUUUUUUUUUUCAUUUGUCAGUUUCUGUUUUCUUAGAAAAUUGUCAAGAAUUUUUUUACUAUUCUUUUUAUACAUGUUGAAUGUUAUUGAUAAAACACAGAUGUUGCCUGUUUCUGCAAAUAGAAUAAAUCAUCUGCUGCAAAAUGGG
Messenger RNA from Larimichthys crocea (large yellow croaker), 3735 nucleotides. RefSeq names its product mesenchyme homeobox 1 (gene meox1). Gene Ontology annotation, cellular component: nucleus. The coding region runs from base 2317 to 3108 and encodes 263 amino acids. Gene Ontology annotation, biological process: positive regulation of transcription by RNA polymerase II; somite development. The record is from RefSeq and is a predicted model, not a curated record. NCBI's taxonomy places the organism in Eukaryota, Metazoa, Chordata, Actinopteri, Sciaenidae. Gene Ontology annotation, molecular function: RNA polymerase II cis-regulatory region sequence-specific DNA binding; DNA-binding transcription factor activity, RNA polymerase II-specific. The transcript has 6 exons.